AUGACACCGCCCGGAACAUCUCGGUAUGAGCCACCAGAGAUGGACAAAGACCGAGACAAGAUGUUUCCCGCCCACGAAACUCGUUCAAGAGCGUAUGAUAUUUGGUCCAUAGGCUGUAUUGUAUUGGAGUUUCUCAUUUGGCUUGCCUACGGCUUUGACGCUGUGAAGAAGUUCCAGGACGAAACCGCAUACUUUUGGGAGCGAGAGCGAUCCGAAGGCAACGAGAAGAAAUAUCGUGUUCAGACCGACACCCUACGUUAUAUCAAGAGUCUUUCGACAACAUUUCAGACGCCAUCAGCGUGGAGAGAACUCUUGAAACUUGUAGAAACCAGACUACUCGUCAUCAACGUGUCGAUGAACUGGAAAGUUAGCUCGCCCCAGUAUCGCGAAACAGGCACCGUAGACGAUGCUCUAGACGAUGCUCUCGUCUCAACAUCCGACUACGAACACCAUGAUAUCAAACCUCCGCUGCCUGCUCUUGAAAACAGUCUGGACGAUCUUGAUGGACUAGUUGACAUUGAACGCAAGGCGACAGAGGAGCUGGAACCACAUCCCCAUACGACGAGUGCAGCCAAGGACCAAGACAACAACGAUCGUUGA
Messenger RNA from Colletotrichum fioriniae, 600 nucleotides. The record is from RefSeq and is a predicted model, not a curated record. NCBI's taxonomy places the organism in Eukaryota, Fungi, Ascomycota, Sordariomycetes, Glomerellales, Glomerellaceae.